CACCCUGCUUGGAUACUGAUAUCCAUGUGCAACCUUCAGCACCUAAAUAUGUUGCCCAUAUGUUUCCUGAAGUUUUGUACCAGCGUGUGAAGGCUAAUCAUUUAUUGUGUACAUAGAGCAUACAAGCAAGCAUUUUUAUGGCUCCUACACAUUUUUCAAGGAUGAUCACCAUUUUAGCUCUUGUGUGCUUGGGAUUAAUCUCGAAGGUUGAAGGGCAAGCUUCACAGAUGGGAGUAGAAUUUCAGGUACAGUUCCCAUACAUGCCUGAAGGCCAACCCAUUCUUAUGAUGAACUCACCCAUGCUCGACACGUUUGAUGUUUAUGUCACCGCUCCACUAUCGGACCACCCCGUUUCUGAGAGGAUAUCAAGAAGUGACACCACCACGUCUAUUGUCGCCAAAGGAAAGUUCCAGUUUGGGAUGACGGUGUUUAUGCCGGUGUCGUUCCACUCGGCUGCUAGUUUCCAGGCCAUACCAACUUCCGGUUUCGGCGCGGAGUACUAUGUUCUGGCACCAAAGACGGGGCCCUCGAUUGUACUCAUUUCUUUAGUUGAGGAAAAUGAAAUCAGCGUACGAUUUACUGAACCCAUGGAGCAGCUAGAAAGCAAAUUCACUGAUGCAUUACUCUCCACUAUCACACUCAAUAGGAAGGAGGCGUACAUCAUGCAGAACUGUACUAGAAGAACAGUCGGAGAGAAGCAUCUCGGAGCAAUCACACCAGCUAAAAUAACAGCGUUGUAUUCGUUUGGCGUUAUUGUUGGCACUUGCGAAGAAUACGAAUUUGAAUCAGAAUGUCAGAGAAAGAAUGUCAAGACCGCUGGCGGCGUAACGGCAGAAAUGCUUAUCCCCUCAAGAACUGGGGAAAAACAGUUUGUUAUACCUGUUACUAUUAACGAAGAAACACAGGUGAUAAACGUUGCUGUUGGACGUGUUUUGGAGAACUCUGAGGGAUCAAUUACUCGCAUCAACGAUGGGUUAGAUAACGACUGCGAUGGUUUUGUUGAUGAAGAAAGAGAGAUUAUAAAAGCAUGGCCCUUGGGCAUUUUGUUUCUUCCAUGGAGCCAAAACAAAGUUUUGAAGAUUUUUUUAGUCCUAGUUUUAUUUUCUUCAACUUCAACAACAACCGCCGCAGAAGUUCCACCAACGGACGAUCAGUGUGAAAGAUAUAAAGCAGAGUACCCAGAGUUGUUUGAACAAUACACACGUCCGUUAAGGGAGGAAAUAGAAAAACGUCAGCAGGAAAAUAACUGCCAACAAACCUGUGGCCCCUCCGAGAUUUGCCUCUCAAGAACCACUGUUGUAAUUGGCCUAAGCGUCUACUUCACUUUCAUUUUCUGUGCAGGAAUCUACGUGGCAAUCUUAUUAAGCCGAAGAAAUUCGUUGCUUGCUGAGCUGAUGUCCAUCGAAGCCGAAGGUGAUAAACACACGCCUCAACCUGAACAUAUGUCCGAGGACCAAGCUAAGUAGUGUAUGCUCCUUGGUUAGCAUAAUAUACCUAGAUAAUUCACAUCAACUCUUUUGGAAAAUUACAUCAUAGAACAAAAAUAUUUACAUGAACAUCAAACAUUUUUAUUUAAAAAACGCCACAAUUAUUUUAUCAACUUUACACUUCUCUUUUGAUAUAAAUAAAAAUGAAUGAUUGCAAUUUU
Messenger RNA from Physella acuta, 1648 nucleotides. RefSeq lists its product as uncharacterized. Lineage: Eukaryota; Metazoa; Mollusca; Gastropoda; Physidae. The record is from RefSeq and is a predicted model, not a curated record.